Molecule: messenger RNA, 2942 nt
Organism: Choloepus didactylus (southern two-toed sloth)
Lineage: Eukaryota; Metazoa; Chordata; Mammalia; Pilosa; Megalonychidae
Gene: ACBD6
Product: acyl-CoA binding domain containing 6
Exons: 8
Coding region: 345-1196 (283 amino acids)
Molecular function (GO): fatty-acyl-CoA binding; protein binding
Source: RefSeq, a predicted model, not a curated record
CCCGCGCCGCGCUCUCCCCGGCAUCUCGGGUUUACUCUGCCUCGGGUGUCCCGCCUCCCGCGCCGUUGGAGGAACUUGCGGCGAGUCUGUGCGCACUGUUAGAGGGAAGACCGGAGAGGCCGGAUCUCCUGAGAAGAGAGCGGCAGAGUGUAGCACGGCCUGCCCUGCACGCCCGGGGAGUGGAAGUGGGAGGGAGGCAGAGUUGCGGGAGGGACUGCGGAGUAGGUGAACUUGAGUCCGACUCGAGCUCGGGACGAGACUGGUCGGCUAGGCCCCCUUCCCCGUAGUACACCUGGUUUGAGGAGGACAGACCGGGCACAGAGAGACAGAUCGAGAAAGGAGACAUGGCCUCGUCAUUUCUGCCCACGGGGGCCACCACAGGCGAUAGUGGCGGGGAGCUGAGCUCGGAGGAGGAUUCUGGAGAUGUCGGAGACUCCCUCCAGAGCCCUGAGGUCGAGGCGUCCAGGAGCCUGACAGAGUUGUUUGAGAAGGCUGCAGUGCAUCUCCAAAGCCUGAUUCAGGUGGCCAGCAGGGAGCAGCUCCUGUAUCUGUAUGCCAGGUACAAGCAGGUCAAAAUUGGAAAUUGCAAUACUCCUAAACCAAGCUUCUUUGAUUUUGAAGGAAAGCAGAAAUGGGAAGCAUGGAAAGCACUUGGUGAUUCAAGUCCCAGCCAAGCAAUGCGGGAAUAUAUUGCAGUAGUUAAAAAAUUAGAUCCAGGUUGGAAUCCUCAGACACCAGAAAAGAAAGGAAAAGAAGCAAAUACUGGGUUUGGUGGGCCAGUUGUUAGUUGUCUGUAUCAUGAAGAAACCAUCAGGGAGGAAGACAAAAACAUAUUUGAUUACUGCAGGGAAAACAACAUUGACCAUAUAACCAAAGCCAUCACAUCGAAAAAAGUGGAUGUGAAUAUGAAAGAUGAAGAGGGCAGAGCUCUACUUCAUUGGGCAUGUGAUCGAGGACAUAAGGAACUAGUCACUGUCUUGCUACGAUAUGGAGCUGACAUUAACUGUCAGGACAAUGAAGGUCAAACAGCUCUACAUUAUGCUGCUGCCUGUGAGUUUUUGAACAUUGUGGAGCUGCUGCUCCAGUCUGGUGCUGACCCCACACUCCGCGACCAGGAUGGCUGCCUCCCGGAAGAGGUGACUGGCUGCAAAGCAGUUUCUUUGGUGCUGCAACAGCACACAGCUGGCAAGGCUUAAUCAAAAGACCUGAAAACCACGGGGUUAUACCAGCAUAGGGCUUCAGUGAUGAAAGAAAACUGCAAAAAUAGUACUCCUUUUACCACUCAUCUUUGGUGUGCAUUGGCUAAUAAAAUCACGACAUUCCAAAAAACUGGGAUUUUGAAGUAUCAGCAGUUGAUUCCACUUGCAUACAUUCUGGGGAGUAGAGUUUCAGUGGUGAACGUGUACUGUGUGUAAUACGAUCCAAUUCUGCUGAGCAUGCUCUGAAAUUUAUCACUGCUGUAGAGGGUGCAGCGAGGAAGAAACAGAUCAUAUUUUACAAUAUUAAACAUGGCUGCUCUUCUAAAAAAAAACAUACAGAAGCAAAAAGUGACCCACUGUACUACACUGUCAAUUAGGGAAAGUUUCAUGAGAUCCCAAUUUGGUGGAAAUCGAAUGAUCUCUUGGCAUUUAGAUAGCUAAAGAUGUCUAAUCUUUUGGCAAACAAAACUGGUAGGGUAGGAAAGAAGUGGAGCAUUAAGGAAAAGAAAGCAAAAUAGAAAAGACAGAAUUUUUUCUCAUAGGGGAUUAUAGAAGUUAGAACAACAGCCAUAUUUACUGAAAACCUUUAGAAUAAGAUCAGCAACCUCACUCUAUGAUUAAAACAUGGAUUCUGGAGAAUUCACCAAAUAGGUCAGGAUUCCUUAAACUCACCUUCAGAAAACAGGAGAGAGAUUUCCCUGGAGUUCUUUUAAUUGGCUAUAAAGUCCUGUCAUGUUUGGCAACAAUCUCAGGCCUGAGCUGUUGAGCCUAUUUGGAUCUAAUGUGAAAUUAUGCUUAAUGCCCCAAUACUUACAUAUUAUUGGCAAAGUGAUUUCUGUAUACCAGAAGAGCUUCUGUUUUUUUAUUAAAAGCAUAGACAAGUACUCCACAGUUUUUAUUUUAAGAAUAGACAAGUAUGCACAUCACUAUUAAAACUGGCUCCCUACAUUUGUCCUUUUAAGCCUAAACAAUUCCACCUGGGAAAUUCCGUGACAUUUCUUAUGAUAUAAGGAGAGUGGAUAGUUGUCAUAGGAAGAGGAAUGAAGGAAGAAAUAAGUUGAGAUGAAAAGAUGACCAUUUGAAGGAUGAUAGUUUUUCUAACAAGUGUCACUAUUAAGUAACAAACUUGCUCAGUGGCACCCUUAACAGUGGGCAAGAUUUUCAUUAGCUUGAGCUGACCACUCUUUCUGGAACAAGCCUUCCAGAGCAGAAAUGAGGCAUGUGAAUGCUGCUUGUUUUGUGAUUUUUCUCACCUUGACUUAUUUUUCUGAGAUGUAAACCGAAACCAUUCACCAAGAUUAUUCAUAUUUGAAAUGCUUUUUUAAGUAUCUGUGGAAUUGAUAUCCAUGUUAGUACCUUCUGAAAUGUUACUGUGAUUCUUGUAGCACUUUCUCUUCAUUAUGUAUUCUUUCACUACAGUCUUAGCUUCAUUGCAAUCUAGUGUUUAGCUAAACUCUCAUGUUCCACAUUAAUUCAAUGUGUUUAAGAAACAUUAUAGGUUGGCUACAGUAAAAGUGACCAUGGUGUUGCAUGUAGUUUUUGAUUAAUAUUACUUUGUGCAUCUUUAAGGCAUUAGCAAAUCAAAAUGUAUUUAUUCUUCUUAAAUUUACAGGGUAGUUAUCUGAGCAAGAAGCUAUCAAGGAGCUUCUUUUUUCAUCUUUCUUUUACAGUUUGUUCUUGAUACUUCUUAGACUGUUUUGCCACAUCUAAAACUAUUAUAGAUUGUUUUUUAAGCAAAGAAUA